AUGCAUGGUGGACAUGCGACUGCUGCCCCCGCUAUGCCUAGUUUCGAUGUCCCUGGCGAGUUCUUGAGACAUGCUGUUCUAGAUACUGUUGUCCCACAUGCAUCAAACAUCGAUCUAGAAGCGGCGCUGACAUCUGCGCUCGAAGAGGGUGCAGAAGAUCUACCGUCUGUCCUUUCAUAUAUACCCCAGCGGUCCAUUUUGUUCUUUGAUGAAUUCUGCACCGCCCGCGUUGUCCUUAGACUCUCCAAUUGCUCCCAAAGCAGCUUAAAAUCACAUCUCCAGAACCUCGAUAUCCGCGUCGAUGUCUUUGCCAUUGACCCUGCGGAGGCUGUCGCGGAAAACCCAACGCCCACGCGGGACCUUAUCUUCUCAGGGGUUGUAGACACGCAGGCAGAUCCGCUGGUCGUUGUAAACGAGUUUGAAGGUGAAUCCGGAGAAGGAAACCAUAUAUAUGUUAUCUGGAACGUUGAGACUUUUCUCAAGCGCCCCCGUAUCCGCAUUCAACACCCCUCUAUAAUUUUCAUUGCCAACGCCAGCCUUAAUCCGGCGGAAACUCGACAUGAUGCUCGUGAAGACACAUACCUACCGUCUCUGGUUCCUGCUUCUACGAAUGUGCUGCAACCUCUCACGACAGACUCUGCCUUCGGUCACAAGGACCCUUUCCUUCCAGCUUCUAGGCUUUUGCGCGUCGUGCCCGCGAAAUAUAGUGAAGACCCUAUAUACAAUGUGCUACAAGAGUCGGGACAUCCGACACGGAUAGUGCCCGCUGCUAGUGCACGGAUACGUUAUUCUAGGCUGAAUUCGUUUUCCAGUCGACCGACAACCAUCGCGAACCUUGAUUUCGAAGUUACUCCUUUCUUGAAUUGUGAGGUGGUGUUUGACAGGGCAGAUCUUCGACUAUCGGAUGGGUCAAUCGAAAUACUGACAAAUGGGACUGGGCUUGUACCGCCCGUUACAUGCCACCCACGAGACGAUAUAACUUUGAUGUACAAGCUGACCCCGGAGUGUGGGCCAGACUCCAGGGAUUCGACUACGGUGCUUGUGAGCACGUUGGAAAUAUCUCUGGAAGCCGUUAUUAAUGUAUCAGAGAACUGUAACCCUCGGAUCAUGAUGCAAUGGACGACGAAUAUCGAUUUUUCGCUAGCGCUUAACCCAAAUUUUGGUGCUCCAAGCCAGGCCUUACAGCGGACUAACCGACCUACAAGUCUUUCAACUUUACCUAGUCAGGCUGGAACUGUACCUGGAGGAAAUCAAUCAAACCGAACGUCCUUAAGGGAGCGGGCGUAUUCUGCAACAGAAAGUAUGGGUGUGACCAUGUCUUUUACGGGUCCUCAGACUGUGGACGUCGGGAAGCCUUUCUCCUGGAGCGUUUUCAUCGUGAAUCGCUCCGCCACACCUCGAAAAUUCGCCAUGAUUGCCAUACCUCGACGGAAGGUAGCUAAUGCGAGAGGACAUGUAGCCCGGCCAUCAUCUUCGUCAAUGACAACUCGUCGUAGUGACCAAGUUGCGGAAGCAGUGACAGACGACAACAUCGUUCACGCCAUGCAGAAGAGUGUGGCUGGCCAAGAAGCGGAUCUUGUUUGCCUGAGCACGGACGUGCGAGUUGGUCCAUUACUGCCUGGAACUUGUUUUGAGACUGAUUUAAAGUUCCUCCCUCUGGCACUGGGCUCUUUACGGCUGGAAUCAGUACGCCUCAUUGAUGUAAAUACCAACGAAACCACUGAUAUCAAGGAUCUCCCGGAUAUUUUGUCCCUGGGGCAGAAUGCAUAG
This is a messenger RNA of Aspergillus puulaauensis, 1770 nucleotides long. Its product is annotated as TRAPP trafficking subunit Trs65 domain-containing protein. Gene Ontology annotation, cellular component: TRAPPII protein complex; trans-Golgi network. Bases 1 to 1770 code for a protein of 589 amino acids. The transcript has 5 exons. The record is from RefSeq and is a predicted model, not a curated record. Gene Ontology annotation, biological process: intra-Golgi vesicle-mediated transport. NCBI's taxonomy places the organism in Eukaryota, Fungi, Ascomycota, Eurotiomycetes, Eurotiales, Aspergillaceae.